Molecule: messenger RNA, 1703 nt
Organism: Nilaparvata lugens (brown planthopper)
Lineage: Eukaryota; Metazoa; Arthropoda; Insecta; Hemiptera; Delphacidae
Product: serine/threonine-protein kinase 16
Exons: 6
Coding region: 593-1549 (318 amino acids)
Biological process (GO): protein phosphorylation
Cellular component (GO): Golgi apparatus; cytoplasm
Molecular function (GO): protein serine/threonine kinase activity; ATP binding
Source: RefSeq, a predicted model, not a curated record
UUAAUAUAACUGGUAUAAGGUUUGCAUCACAUGUCAAUUACAAUGAAAGUUUGUAAAUUAUAAUGGAAAUUAAAAAAAAGAAGUUUAUUAAAACAAUUGAAAAUGUAAAUUAAUUGAUAAAUACAUAACUAGGCUAUAUAAGAUUAAUUCUGUUGAAUUCAAUUACUAAAUCUUAAAUCAUUCCGAAAUAAUCAUGAUUGCGUUUUGAUCUGUUGCGUUUCUUGAUCUUUUCGUCUGCUCUGCUCGGCCAAGACAAACUCAGCUGAUUAGGUUGACAGCUGUCAGAUUCAUGAGGUUUUGUUUAGCAUACAAUAAUGUACUGUUUUACUAUUUUUACUGUUUAUUUUAUAUUGUACUGUGGUAAAAUAUAUUAGAAAGUAUUAUUUUUUGUUUAAAUUACUGUGUUCAAUACAGUAUUCAUUUAUUUCAAGUAUCUAUAAUUCUAACCUUAUUAAUUUGCUAGUUGCCAACCACUGCAUUCUGCAACUACCGUACUGUGAGAGGCUUCUUUAGCCCAUUUAAAAUGUGUGUAGCGAUACCAUAUUAUUGUAUUAGAUGAUCUAUUCAUUAAAAGCAAAACGUUUUCUACAAAAUGAAUACAUUAGGACUUAGCUUGAUUGUCAAAAUGGGUUGUUUUUGUACCAAAAAUGUGUUGCAUAUAAAUUCGCAAAAAUAUUAUGUAAAAGAGGAGCUAGGCGAAGGGGGAUUCAGUGUGGUUCUUCUGGUAGAAAAUGCAAGAACAAAAAAAUACUAUGCAGUCAAGAAAAUAAUCUGUCAUAGUAUAGAUGACCAGAAACAGGCAGAACAAGAAAUAGAGUAUCAUAAAUGCAUAAAUCAUCCAAAUGUUAUACGAUGUUUAGAUUCUAGUAUAACAGGAAUGGCAGAUCCUGUUAUGAAUUUGACUAGUGAAGCCUUGCUUCUCUUACCUUAUUAUCCGAAAGGAACAUUAGCCAAAGAACUUGAAACGAGAUGUAAGAAUAGACACUACAUGGAGCUAACCGAUAUACUGCGAGUUUUUCUUCAAAUUUGCGAUGGAGUGAAAGCAUUCCACGAAGCCAAGCCAGUGCCAUUAGCUCAUAGAGACUUAAAAACAGCCAACAUACUUUUGGACGUUGAUUAUUCUCCAGUAAUUGUUGAUCUGGGAUCAGUGGCUGCGGCUAGUAUCAAGAUUUGUGGCGGCAGCGAAGCGCAGCGCCUGCAGGAUAAUGUGAACGAACGGUGCACGAUGCCCUACCGCGCACCAGAACUCUUCAACAUUGAGAGCUACUGUAUGAUAGAUCAGCGCAUCGACAUAUGGUCACUGGGCUGUGUAUUGUAUGCGAUGUGUUACUUCAAAUCACCGUUCGAUAUAAUCUACGAGAGGGGAGAUUCAGUAGCUCUGGCGACCGUCAGUGGAAAUAUCAGCUUUCCUGAAAUCACUCCCUACCCAGAAGAAGUUCACGACUUGAUGCGGUACAUGCUGAAAGUGAAUCCGAUGGAGCGGCCUUACAUUUACAGUGUCAUCGAGAAAGCACAUGAUACCCUUGCCAAAAUAAGAGUUACAGCUUGAAGAGCGAAAGGCACUUUCUAUUUUACCCAAAACCCAACUUCAUGUAAAUAUAAUCGACUUGUGGUGAAGAAAAGUUUUGAAAACCAACAGUUGUCUCUAUUUUCAUGUUUUUCAUUCGCCAGUGUAAUAUAAAAUAUGAUUUCAGACAAGUGAA